Molecule: messenger RNA, 876 nt
Organism: Xyrauchen texanus (razorback sucker)
Lineage: Eukaryota; Metazoa; Chordata; Actinopteri; Cypriniformes; Catostomidae
Product: putative nuclease HARBI1
Exons: 1
Coding region: 1-876 (291 amino acids)
Source: RefSeq, a predicted model, not a curated record
AUGGCUAUAAUUAGGCGAUACCGUCUGCCAAGAAGACAAAUAGCCCAACUGCUAAAUAGCAUUGGACCUCAGCUGAUGCGUGCAACCAGGAGAAAUUUUGCCUUGUCCCCUGAAGUCCAACUCCUAUCAGCCUUGAGAUUCUAUGCAACAGGCAGUUUUCUCCAGGUACUUGUUGAUGGGCUUGGACUAAGUAAGUCAUCAGUUUCAAGAGCUGUUCAAGCGGUCACCAAUGCAUUACUUCCACUUGCUGCGGAACACAUUAAAUUUCCAGCAUCAAGACAGGACAUCACAGAAAUACAACAGUAUUUUUUAACACAUCAUCACAUCUCACAGGUCAUUGGAGUGAUCGAUGGUCCCUUGAUCCCGAUCCUUACACCAUCUGUGGAUGGCCAUGUAUAUAUAUGCCGAAAAGGCUAUGCAGCUAUCAACUGCCAGGUGAUCUGUGACCAUAAGGGUUUGAUCACAGACAUUGUGGCAAGGUGGCCCGGAAGCACACACGACUCCUUCAUAUUCACCAAUUCAUCUGUGGGUCAGGAGGCACAAAACUCACAGGGACAGUGGAGGCUGCUUGGGGACAGUGGUUACCCUCUGAGGCCAUAUCUCUUCACAUCUGUGGCUAAUCCUAUGAAUAACAGGGAGACAAAUUUCAACGAGUCACACCGUGUUGCACGUAGUAUUGUGGAACGCACAAUAGGGAGGUGGAAGAUGCGCUUUCGGGCAAUUCACCAGUCCAGCGGUGGUCUUUUGUUUGCUCCACAAAAGUGCUGUCCAGUAAUAAUAGUAACAGCUAUGCUGCACAACAUUGCAGUGCAGAUGAGAGUGCCCUUACUAAACAGGGAGGAAGAUGAAGAGGUGGAGGAGAUGGAGGAGGUGUAG